This is a messenger RNA of Aureobasidium musti, 1026 nucleotides long. NCBI's taxonomy places the organism in Eukaryota, Fungi, Ascomycota, Dothideomycetes, Dothideales, Saccotheciaceae. The record is from the annotation of a GenBank genome assembly.
UUUUCGAAAACAACACAACCAUGCCAUCUCUGGUUUCAGGAGUAUGCGGCCGGCACGCUGUUUGGUGCUGCGCUGUUCGCUGCUGGAGUCUUUGCGCCUGGCACAAUCAUUGCGCAGAUGAGAUUAGAGGACUUCUCAAUGGUCAAGGCAAUGCUCGGUGCAAGUGCUACAAGCGCCCUAGUCGUACACCUGGCCGAUUCUUCGAAAUUCGCCGCAAUGAAACCUCGCACUCCUCAAUCCAUUGGCUUCUUCCCUUACGACGGCAACAUCAUUGGCGGCAGCAUGAUCGGAGUAGGCAUGGCAUUGACCGGUGCUUGUCCUGGUACCGUUUUCGUUCAAGCAGGCGCAGGCCUUCCCAGCGGCAUUUACGUUCUCGGUGGUGGCAUCCUCGGCGGUCUGCUCUUCGUCUCUGCCCAACCCAGCAUUGCAAGACUUCGUAAAAGCAGAGGAAGCAACAAGACGAACUCCGAAUUGACUAUCCCGAAGAGUCUCGGCGUAAGCCCCUGGGUCGUGCUCGCCAUGUGGGAGAUUAUGUGCUUCGGCAUGCUGCAGCUCCUUUCCGGUUUCAAGGGCUCUAUGACAGGAACACAAGGUCUUGUGUCACCUGUCCUCGGAGGGCUUCUCAUCGGCGCCGCACAAGCUUGUGCCAUCGCUCUCACUCGCCACACUGUUGGUACUUCUGGCGGAUUCGAAGAUGUUGGUCGCUGGCUGCGCAAUGUGAUCUCUGGCGAUGCAUCCAAGGGUCCUAUUACUGCGUCUGUCUUGUUCGACGCUGGCAUCGUGUCUGCAAGCGCCUUGCUUGCCCGCUUCUUGCUGCCUGCUGCUUCAGCACAAGCACAAGCAUCAUCGCAUCUGAUUUCGCGAUCUACCGCCGUCAUCGGUGGUGUGGUCAUGGCUUUUGGUUCAAGAUUGGCAGGCGGUUGCACAUCGGGACAUGGCAUAAGCGGUCUUGCAACGUUCUCAUGGGCCAGUCUGGUUUCCGUUGCAAGUAUGUUCGCUGCGGGUGUCCUGACUGCCGCCUUGAGA